This is a messenger RNA of Solanum stenotomum, 558 nucleotides long. RefSeq lists its product as uncharacterized. The coding region runs from base 1 to 558 and encodes 185 amino acids. The record is from RefSeq and is a predicted model, not a curated record. The transcript has 4 exons. NCBI's taxonomy places the organism in Eukaryota, Viridiplantae, Streptophyta, Magnoliopsida, Solanales, Solanaceae.
AUGAGGAGUAGAAUGAGUUUAUAUGUUGCAGGGUUAUCUCGUCAGUCAAGCAAGGAAGGCAAGGCAGCUAUGUUGUUAGGGGAUAUUGACCUAGGAAGAUUUAUGAUUCAUUUAAAACAAGUUGAGGAGGAUAAGUUGAAGGAUAGAGAAGAGUCUAAGGAUAAGAGGGCUAUGAUAGUAGGGGAAGAGUUCAGGAAGCUAAAGAAUGAUGCCAACCAGUCAUCCCUUCCACAGAAACAGAAGGGACCUGGUUCACCAUCUGCUAGUGCACUUAUACCUGAGAACAAAGAUGGUGGUAGUGGAGAGCUGGGCAGUAGGGCCCAAUCUUCAUCAGUUGCUCCCCCAAACGGGAUGGUACCUAGAGGAGCUAUUUCUAGUACUGGCGGAAGAGCAAACCGCCUCUAUGCAAUCAAGUGUCAUCAAGAGCAAGAGGAUUCGCUAGAUGUUGUCACUGGUGGUGUUAACGGGUGCCAGUCACAUCUGGGGGGAAGAAGUGCAGACUCCCUAUCCCUAUAUUUUGGUGAGGAUUUAGCUCAAUGCCCCUUUGAGCAAGGUUAG